CGUGGCCUGACAUGUGCGAGAGGGAGUCGACGCAGAACACGACCACGCAACGAAGCGAUUUUUUUUUUGUAAAAUCUGAUCUUUAUCAGUCCGCCAUGUAACAGCAGGACAGCUCGUUCGACGGAACGUGGUACCAUACGUCCGCAAUGGAGGAGACGUUCGAGCGCAAAGACUCGAACAAACUCGCGAUCGAUGAGAGCAUAAAUAACGAGAAUCCACUCUUGCGCUUGCCAAAUUCUGUCAAUAAGGCUCGAGUCCACUCCAUCGGUCCGACGCACGAACGGUGUAUCGACCGGCAGAAUGGUCCGUAAAUCUUGCUAAAAUUGCGACCGGUCGCGCGCGUGGUGGGGCGAGCCCAUACUUCAAACUUGUCCGAGUCUCGAAAGAAUUUCAAAUCAAGCUCGCAGUCCGCCGUCUUCAACGUUCGAGGCUUAACGUAACGCGCGUCUCGUCUUGCAGCCGCGCUCAGAUGUCUGAAAGUCAUACAGGCGCGGGCUGCCUUAACGUCCGAAUGACUAGUCCGCUCCUAUCAGAAUCUUGACGGACGAGGUCAUGUCCAUAAUACUCCAUAGUCUUGACAAGAAGCUCAUCGAGGACGAUGGUCUCGCCGGCCCUUCCCUAGUCGUAGCCAACAAUGAGUUCCGGAACUACACUCAGGCGCUGCGAAUGCUGAUCGGUAGCCGCCUCCAACAAGUUCUGUCUCCUCUGCUCCUACAAUAGAGUCUUAUGGCACGUGGAAGACGAACACUUCUUUUGUUUCAAUGCUUCCUUCUUCUUGUGGUCAUCGUAUAUGGAUCGUAGUGAAUACAUCUUGUUGGGAUGUAACCACUUUGCACUAAGGAGGACCAAAAGCUAUCAUUGUGAGGUGGCGAGUGUGAAACACAAUUUUGUGUGUGUCGACAUGGAUGCUGUUAUUGCACAAUGCCUAUCGAUGGGCUUCCCGGUGGAAGCUACCUUGGAAGCUCAUAAACAACUAGGUUCUUGGAAUACAGAAGAUAUUCUUGAGAUUCUUCUCAAAUCCGACGAAAGUUCAGCGAAAACUUUCUCGCAAGUGACUAUUAAACAGGAAGAUGGUGUAAAUAACAUACUAUUAUCUGAAUCAGACAUUGACCUCCAAAAGAAACAGGAAAUUUGUGAAUGUAGCACAGCCCCACAACCCUCACUCGGGUGGAAGAUGGAACCAAGCGAACCUAAAUUUCGAGUCAAGCAAGAGUUUCGUGAAUGUAGCACAGCUCUUCAACUCUCAAUUGGGCGGAAGGUGGAACCAAGCGAAACAAUGAUGUCGCUCAUGGAGAAUGUCAAGCUAGGCAAAACAUUGAAUUCCACUUCUGUCAUGACUGGUGAAAGGUCAGGGGAGAAGAACCUGAUAAGCUGGAAAAAUGAAUCAACUUACAAUCUUGCAGGGAAAACAAGGGACGUGACCUCGUCCAGGAAGUCUUCCUUGGUUCAACGGCUGAUAGAGAUGGGAUGUCGGCCAGAUGUCGUCGAGAAGGCUUAUGAAGUAUAUGGUAUGGAUCCAACUUACACAACAGAUGACGAGAAACUGGAUGUGAUGUGCGACUUUAUUGCUGCAGUUGACCUAAACGAGGAAGAUGAUGAGAUUGAGGGAGACGAUCAGGAAUUCGAGAACCAUGAGGAUGAUGGCGGGAUUGAAGACUGGUUUAACUCGCAGAGAGAACUCGAAGAUAGUUCGAAAACCGUUAUUCCAUAUUCUUGUCAAAGUCGCCCUCGUUUGGAUGUCUACCCGAUAGGAUUGUCUAGCGAAGUACGUCUCGAACAAAAUGAAGAAGAGUAUGCUCCUGGAGGAUAUUACAGGUACAUCCGAGAGGAUGAUCCAGACCAAGAAGAGUAUUUUUACAAAGAUCUGGAAGAGCAAGAGGGCAUGGGAGUUUUUGAUGUCAAGAAAAAAUACUGGAAAGAAGCUUCUUCGCCGACGAUCUACAAAAGACAAGGCGUCAAACGAAGACCAAGAGCUACGAAAAGUCUAGUAGGACUCGUUACACGCCGAAUUCGAGUGCCAAACUAUACAAAAAUGACUGGAUUUGGAGUUCCGGGUGUGCCUAUGAUUCCUAGAAAUCUUGAAAACUGUUCUGCAGACGGUCCGCCUUACUUCUACUUUGAAAACGUGGCCUUCAUGCCUGGAGAUGAUUGGGAUACAAUCAGCCGCCACCUAUACGACAUCGAGCCAGAGUUCGUAAAUGCGUAUCACUUCACUGUUUGCAAAAGACCGCGUGGUUACAUUCACAACUUGCCGGUGGAGGGAAGAUUUGAGAUUCUUCCAAGAGCUCCUCGGACAAUCAAGGAGCUUGUGCCCUACAGCAGUGCUUACUGGCCGUCUUGGGACGACCGGACUACGUUCAACUGUAUCUGCACGAACUAUGCUACUGAAUGCACAAUCAAACCGGUUGCGAGGUUACUGGAGUGUAUGAAAUCGGACAGUGAACCGCCUGCACAGAUACGCCGCCAGCUGAUGGACAUCUUACGAAUGUACAACUUGGUCUGGAUAGGUCCAGGAAGGGUGACUAGGCCCAAGGUCGAGGAGAUAGAAAUAUGCAUGGGAUUUGACCCAGAUCACACCCGGCCCAUACAAUCCACCAAUCAACAAAUCAAGGGCUUGGGAAAUGCGUUCCAAGUGCAUACAGUGGGAUAUCACCUAUCAGUGUUGAAAAAUCUCUUUCCUGGAGGCAUAAGCGUUCUGUCUCUUUUCUCUGGCAUAGGAGGAGCAGAAGUGGCGCUGCAUAAACUCGGUAUAAAAUUGAAUGUCGUGGUCUGUGUGGAAAUUGAUCCCAUUGUGAGACGGGUCAUUGAGCAUUGGUGGCAAAUCACUCACCAGACUGGGCAACUGAUAACGACAUACCAGGACGUCAAUAAUUUGGACCAUGAAACCUUGCAGAAGUUGAUGGUGGAAGUGGGUGGCUUCGAUCUUGUCAUCGGCGGAAGCCCUUGCAGUAACCUUUCUGCCAAGAACCGAUUUUCUAGAAUGGGUUUGGCUGGAAAAUCCUCCGUUGCUUUUUUCGAGUACGCCAGAAUACUCAAAGAGGUUAGGACAUUCGGCCUUCGACACAAAUACCGCAAGUAUCGUGCAUGAAAACCCUCUUAAUACGGUUUCAAGCUUGACUUCGCUAUGGCAACAAGGAACGGGAAGCUCUGUACAGUACAGAGACCCGGAGCUGAUAAUUCGAAUUUAAUGAUAGCUGAUACUCUCCGAAUGACCUCGUGUUUGAUCUCGAAAUUUCCCACACAGAUGUCUUUAAUGUAUGUAUUAAAAUCGAUUUAACUUCUUGAAUAAUGAAGAUCUUGCCACGUACAUAAAUCUGCUUCAUAAACUUUCC
Messenger RNA from Marchantia polymorpha subsp. ruderalis, 3332 nucleotides. NCBI's taxonomy places the organism in Eukaryota, Viridiplantae, Streptophyta, Marchantiopsida, Marchantiales, Marchantiaceae. The record is from the annotation of a GenBank genome assembly.